Cololabis saira (Pacific saury) is the source of this 6890-nucleotide messenger RNA. RefSeq names its product clathrin heavy chain 1-like. Gene Ontology annotation, cellular component: clathrin coat of coated pit; extracellular exosome; clathrin complex. Gene Ontology annotation, biological process: receptor-mediated endocytosis; clathrin coat assembly; intracellular protein transport. The record is from RefSeq and is a predicted model, not a curated record. The transcript is spliced from 33 exons. Lineage: Eukaryota; Metazoa; Chordata; Actinopteri; Beloniformes; Belonidae. Bases 256 to 5310 code for a protein of 1684 amino acids. Gene Ontology annotation, molecular function: structural molecule activity; clathrin light chain binding.
GCCAUCGCUGCGGAUCAAGAGCAGAUCAGCGUCGACCAACGCGGGGCCUCGCUAGGACUCACGGACACGCGGCUGGACCGGACCCCUGCACGGCCGACACCUGCUCGGGAACUGAGACAAAACCUCCCCCGCAAACCCCGCAAAAACCUCCGCUGCCCCGGGUUCCGGGCCGUCGUCCCCGCCCGGCUCCGACCUUAGUCGACCCGCGAGGAGGUCGCGGCUCCGCUAGCUGCAGCUCUGGAACCAGCCGCCGCCAUGGCGCAGAUCCUGCCCAUCCGCUUCCAGGAGCACCUGCAGCUCCAGAACUUGGGGAUCAACCCAGCCAACAUUGGCUUCAGCACUCUAACCAUGGAGUCUGACAAGUUCAUUUGCGUCAGGGAGAAAGUGGGUGAGCAGGCCCAGGUCGUCAUCAUCGAUAUGGGUGACCCCAACAAUCCCAUUCGCCGCCCAAUCUCUGCCGACAGCGCCAUCAUGAACCCCGCCAGCAAGGUUAUUGCCCUGAAAGCUGCAAAGACCCUGCAGAUCUUUAACAUUGAGAUGAAGAGCAAGAUGAAGGCUCACACGAUGACGGAUGAUGUGACCUUCUGGAAGUGGAUCUCCCUCAACACCGUUGCCCUGGUCACAGACAACGCAGUGUACCACUGGAGCAUGGAGGGAGACUCUCAACCAAUCAAAGUCUUCGACCGUCACUCCAGCCUGGCAGGCUGCCAGAUCAUCAACUACCGCACCGAUGCUAAGCAGAAGUGGUUGCUGCUCAUUGGCAUUUCGGCGCAGCAAAACCGUGUUGUUGGAGCCAUGCAGUUGUACUCGGUGGACAGGAAGGUGUCUCAGCCCAUUGAGGGCCACGCCGCUGGUUUUGCACAAUUCAAAAUGGAGGGCAACACCGAAGAGUCAACUCUUUUCUGCUUUGCGGUGCGAGGACAGGCAGGAGGAAAACUUCACAUCAUCGAAGUUGGGACCCCUCCAACUGGGAACCAGCCCUUUCCAAAGAAAGCCGUGGAUGUUUUCUUUCCUCCAGAAGCCCAGAACGACUUCCCUGUUGCCAUGCAGAUCAGUUCUAAGCAAGAUGUGGUCUUUCUCAUCACCAAAUACGGCUAUAUCCACCUGUAUGAUCUGGAAACUGGAACGUGCAUUUACAUGAACAGGAUCAGCGGAGAGACCAUCUUCGUCACGGCCCCCCACGAACCCACUGCUGGAAUCAUUGGCGUUAACAGGAAAGGACAGGUGUUGUCUGUGUGUGUGGAGGAGGAAAACAUCAUUCCCUACAUCACCAAUGUGCUACAAAACCCAGACCUGGCUCUCCGCAUGGCUGUACGCAACAACCUGGCUGGUGCCGAGGAGCUGUUCGCCCGCAAGUUUAACACCCUCUUUGCAGCAGGGAAUUACUCAGAAGCAGCCAAGGUGGCAGCCAAUGCGCCUAAGGGUAUUUUGCGGACUCCAGACACCAUCCGUAGGUUUCAAAGUGUUCCGGCCCAGCCGGGCCAGACGUCUCCUCUGCUCCAGUACUUCGGCAUCCUUCUUGAUCAAGGCCAGCUAAACAAGUUUGAGUCCCUGGAGCUAUGCAGGCCUGUUCUUCAGCAGGGCCGCAAGCAGCUGCUAGAGAAGUGGCUUAAAGAGGACAAGCUGGAAUGUUCUGAGGAGCUUGGAGACUUGGUGAAGUCGGUAGAUCCAACACUUGCCCUUAGUGUCUACCUCAGAGCCAACGUCCCCAAUAAAGUCAUUCAGUGCUUUGCAGAGACCGGACAGUUCCAGAAGAUUGUCCUCUACGCCAAGAAGGUGGGCUACAGUCCAGACUGGAUCUUUCUGCUCAGGAACGUCAUGCGGAUCAGCCCAGAGCAGGGUCUCCAGUUCUCCCAGAUGCUGGUGCAGGAUGAAGAGCCCCUGGCUGACAUUACACAGAUUGUUGACGUGUUCAUGGAGUACAACCUGAUCCAGCAGUGCACGUCCUUCCUGCUGGAUGCCCUGAAGAACAACAGACCCAUGGAAGGGCCACUGCAGACACGUUUGCUGGAAAUGAAUUUGGUCCAUGCACCACAGGUUGCGGAUGCCAUUCUAGGCAAUCAGAUGUUCACCCACUAUGAUCGCGCCCAUGUGGCACAGUUGUGUGAGAAAGCUGGUCUCCUACAGAGGGCGCUGGAGCAUUAUACUGACUUGUAUGACAUCAAGCGUGCGGUGGUGCACACACACCUUCUUAACCCAGAGUGGUUGGUGAAUUUCUUUGGCGCUCUCUCAGUUGAGGAUUCCCUGGAGUGUCUGAGGGCCAUGUUGUCUGCCAACAUCCGCCAGAACCUGCAGAUCUGUGUGCAGGUUGCUUCCAAGUACCAUGAACAACUUUCAACUCAGUCCCUCACUGAGCUUUUUGAGUCAUUCAAGAGUUUUGAGGGUUUGUUCUACUUCCUGGGAUCCAUUGUGAACUUCAGCCAGGAUCCAGAGGUCCACUUCAAAUAUAUCCAAGCCGCCUGCAAAACAGGCCAGAUCAAAGAGGUGGAGAGAAUCUGCAGAGAAAGCAACUGCUACGACCCCGACCGUGUGAAGAACUUUCUCAAGGAGGCCAAGCUUACUGACCAGCUGCCUUUAAUCAUCGUGUGUGACCGCUUCGAUUUUGUUCAUGAUCUGGUCCUGUACCUUUACCGCAACAGCCUGCAGAAAUACAUAGAAAUCUAUGUUCAGAAGGUGAACCCAAGUCGUCUGCCGGUUGUCAUCGGAGGGUUGUUGGAUGUAGACUGUGCUGAGGACGUAAUCAAAAAUCUGAUCUUGGUAGUAAGAGGACAGUUCUCUACAGAUGAACUCGUUGCUGAAGUGGAGAAAAGAAACCGACUGAAGUUGCUGUUGCCCUGGCUGGAGGCUCGUAUCCAUGAAGGUUGUGAGGAGCCCGCAACCCACAACGCUUUGGCCAAGAUCUACAUCGACAGCAACAACAACCCCGAGCGUUUCUUAAGAGAGAACCCCUUCUAUGACAGCCGUGUCGUGGGCAAGUACUGUGAGAAAAGAGACCCCCACCUCGCCUGUGUGGCUUAUGAACGAGGACAGUGUGACCAGGAACUCAUUCACGUGUGCAAUGAGAACUCGCUGUUCAAGAGUCUGUCCCGUUACCUGGUGCGUCGCAAGAAUCCGGAUCUGUGGGCGAGUGUGUUGCUGGAGACCAACAACUACCGACGACCACUCAUCGACCAGGUUGUCCAGACAGCCUUAUCGGAGACCCAGGAUCCAGAGGAAGUGUCUGUUACAGUCAAGGCCUUCAUGACGGCCGAUCUUCCCAAUGAGCUCAUUGAACUUCUGGAGAAGAUUGUUCUGGAUAAUUCUGUCUUUAGCGAGCACAGAAACCUCCAGAAUUUGCUCAUCCUGACAGCCAUAAAGGCGGAUCGAACACGUGUCAUGGAGUACAUUAAUCGCCUGGACAACUACGAUGCCCCAGACAUUGCAAACAUCGCCAUCAGUAACGAGCUGUUUGAGGAGGCUUUUGCUAUUUUUAGGAAAUUUGAUGUCAACACCUCUGCUGUGCAGGUUCUGAUCGAACACAUUGGUAACUUGGACAGAGCUUAUGAAUUUGCAGAGCGCUGCAAUGAGCCCCCCGUGUGGAGUCAGCUGGCAAAGGCCCAGCUUCAGAAGGGUCUGGUCAAAGAAGCCAUUGACUCUUACAUAAAGGCCGAUGACCCUUCAGCUUACAUGGAAGUGGGACAAGCGGCAGCCCAAAGUGGAAACUGGGAGGACCUCGUGAAGUUUCUGCAGAUGGCUCGUAAGAAAGCCCGCGAGUCGUAUGUUGAGACUGAGCUGAUCUUCGCUCUGGCCAAGACCAACCGACUGGCCGAGCUGGAAGAGUUCAUCAACGGUCCCAAUAACGCUCACAUUCAGCAAGUGGGCGAUCGUUGCUACGACGACAAGAUGUAUGAAGCUGCCAAACUGCUUUAUAACAAUGUGUCCAACUUCGGCCGUCUGGCCUCCACGCUGGUGCACCUGGGAGAAUACCAGGCAGCCGUGGACGGAGCCCGCAAGGCCAACAGUACCCGCACCUGGAAGGAGGUGUGUUUUGCUUGUGUGGAUGGGAAGGAGUUCCGCCUGGCCCAGAUGUGCGGUCUGCAUAUUGUUGUUCAUGCUGAUGAACUAGAGGAACUAAUCAACUACUACCAGGACCGCGGUUACUUUGAGGAGCUGAUCACCAUGCUUGAGGCCGCGUUGGGGCUGGAACGUGCUCACAUGGGUAUGUUCACCGAGCUGGCCAUCCUCUACUCCAAAUUUAAACCCCAGAAGAUGAGGGAACACCUGGAGCUCUUCUGGUCCCGCGUCAAUAUUCCAAAGGUUCUCAGGGCAGCUGAGCAGGCCCACCUCUGGGGAGAGCUGGUGUUCCUCUACGACAAGUAUGAGGAAUACGACAACGCCAUCAUCACCAUGAUGAACCAUCCAGCGGACGCGUGGAAGGAGGGCCAGUUCAAAGACAUCGUCACCAAGGUGGCAAAUGUGGAGCUGUACUACAAGGCCGUCCACUUUUAUCUGGAAUUCAAACCACUGCUGCUGAACGAUCUGCUCAUUGUCCUCUCCCCGAGACUGGAUCACACUCGGGCUGUAAACUUCUUCAGCAAGGUGAAACAGCUUCCUCUGGUUAAACCUUAUCUUAGAUCUGUCCAGACUCACAACAACAAAUCAGUGAACGAGGCACUCAACAACCUCUUCAUCAUUGAGGAAGACUAUGCGGCACUGCGCGCGUCUAUCGACGCUUACGACAACUUUGACAACAUCUCGCUGGCCCAGGGCCUGGAGAAGCACGAGCUGAUUGAGUUCAGAAGGAUCGCAGCUUACCUGUUCAAGGGCAACAACCGCUGGAAACAGAGCGUCGAACUGUGCAAGAAGGACAAGCUCUACAAGGAUGCCAUGCAGUAUGCAUCAGAGUCCAAGGACAUCGAGUUGGCGGAGGAGCUCUUGGCUUGGUUCCUGACAGAAGACAAGAAGGAGUGUUUUGCUGCCUGCCUGUUCACCUGUUACGACCUCCUGCGGCCAGAUGUGGUGCUGGAAACCGCAUGGCGGCACAACAUUAUGGACUUCUCCAUGCCAUACUUCAUCCAGGUCAUGAGGGAGUAUCUCUCAAAGGUUGAUGCGAUAAAGGAAAAGGUGGACAAACUCGAAGCCUCUGACUCUCUGAGGAAACAGGAAGAGCAAGCGACAGAGUCCCAACCCAUUGUUUACGGCACACCGCAGCUCAUGCUCACCGCAGGGCCCAAUGUGGCUGUCCCUCCUCAGCAGGCCUACGGUUACGGUUACACAGCAGCACCAGGCUACACUCAGCCUCCCCCGGCCAACUUUGGUUACAGCAUGUGAACAUCCAGCUACCACCCCCCCUCCUCAGUUUGACCCACCUGUUCCCCCUCAUCUGUCCCCUCUUUGUGUUCCUCACCAGCUUCCCAUGGGCCUCUGCUCACAACAGGGGCCACAAGCAAGCAACAGCCCACUCUUGUUUUGAGUGACAUUUUUUUAUUAUGUUGUCAUGUUACACAAAGAAAAAAAGAAAAAAAUUAACUGCAUUGAAGGACUUUUUAUUUGUAUUCUUUGAAAGACGUUGGACCACAUUUUGUUUUUCACAUUCCAUAUUUAUUACGACUUGUUUAGGUGAAUUUUGUGUUUAAGUUAAUGUGUUGUUUUUUUGUGUUUUCUUUUCUUCUUUUUUUUUUAUUGAUUUGUGGUUUGUGCAGAAGUGGACUUGCUAAAGCUCAGUAAUGAACCUUUGAAGUAGGUGGAGGAACAUUGGAUUUUGCACUCAUGAAGAAGUGACUAGAGAAGCUCUUAUUUUGGAUGUACUGAACAUGGGACCAUCUUCCAUUGUCUGGUUUGUCAGUACAAUUUAAUUCAUCGUUGUAUAUUCUGAUGGGGAAAAAAAAUGCAUAUAAUAUUGAACAUAUAUUGCCAUUUCAGUGGCUAUAGCUAGCAACACUAAGUAAUGAUAGUAUAUUCUGCACAGGCGUGUAGCUUUAUGGAGUUUUAAAUGCAUACAGACGUAUGUCACUGUGUGACUGAGGAAGUGUUUGUGUGCGUGAGUGUGUGUGUGUGUGUGUGUGCGCCUUCGGUUAUGAUCUGAAGGUUGAAAUAAAGAUGAAAAAAAAAACAAAAAAAAGACCCCCCCCUCCCACAUCGGCCUGUAGAGGGCUGUCCACUCCACCUCGUAGAUAUUAGCUCUUCUUCAUCGGCUCCAUGUAUUAAGGUGACCUCUCGUGCCGUGUACAGUGCUUGUGUGAGACUGUAUUUGUGUAUGUGCAAGGACGGGACCACGGCUACCAGACCCCAGGGCCCGCCACCGUACUGCGUGUCUGUUAUUUACUCUCAGCCCUCCUCGUACGGAGGCCCGUGUAUGCCAGGUGUUGUGGUGUUUUCCUCCGGUCACUUUUUUUUCUCUCCCUCUCUCUCUUUCUCUCUCUCUCUCUGCGUGUACAGAUGUGAACAAGAUGAACAACUAAAAACUUUUAGAUGGAGACCCCACCUAUAUGUCCCCCACCGAUUCUUUCCUCUCCUGUGUCUUCUUUUGGUAAUGCUUUUCAGCAGAAGCAAAAAAGGCAGAAGAAGGCAGGCUGGUGGUACCUUUGAUGUUCUCAUGACAACUUGAAAAAGAUCCAUAAACACUCCUGUAGGUUGUGUGUUUAGAUGGUUAAGAUGAAGAAAUUUAGGUCUCUGUACAUCCAGUUCUGUGUUGAGAAUGGUCUGGAAUAAAGAGCCUGUUAUUUACCUUGAUGUACUUAACUUCCUUACAUGCUUUAAGCUGUGUGUGUGUAAAGUGUCAUCCUAACAUAAGUUUAAUUCCUUUCUGUUGUCAUGCAUAUUAAUGAUAAAGGGGACAUGUCCUUGAUACGUGGAAGAAUAUGACUCAACUGAAAGGGAAAUACUAGCCUAAAUAAAAGUGAAAAAUAGUC